AUGUUGACGAUGACGUUACCUGGUUCCUUACAUCCUAGCAAUAAAGACGCAUUCUCGUGGAAUGAAAAAGGUUUACUCGUAUAUGGAGCUCAUUGUACCGUUGUAGUAUUUGAUGUACUUCGAAAUAAAAUCAUCCACACUCUCGAGCGGCAUGCUUUAGCUGUUACACAUAUUUGCUGCUCAUCAGAGGAAGAAGUAGGUUUCUCGGCCGAAGUACGAUUGCGAUGUGCAUCUGCUGAUGUUGGCGGUACGGUGGUUGUAUGGGAUAUUGUGGAAGGUGUCGAACUGUCGUCUUUUUCUGUUCCGAAUAGUGCAGUUUUGAGUCUUGCUUGGUUUCCUUGGGAAGACACAAGUCGUGAUUUUCUUUUAGUAUUACAUUCUCCGAAUAAUUUAAUUUUAUGGAAUAUAGUGACUGGGGAUCGAAUUUGGAGUGUUACAUAUUCACAAACUUUUAAUGCUUUUUCAAUUGAUCCAUUCGAUCCACGCAAUAUUACUUUUAGUCUAGUCAAUGUUGGCUCCUUGAUGUUCGUUGAUAAUGUUGUACUUCAUAAAGCUCCAUUAGGAAGAGGUACUUCGCUACUGGUAUUCGGUACUGUAUCAACUGCAAUACCGAUUAUACAAAUCGAAUAUCACAAUGCUUUUCCAAAUAUUCUUUUUGCAGCAACUCAGAAUGAGAUUGCAUGUAUUGAACUGGAAUGUUGUUGUAUUAUUUGGCGAUACUUAUCUCACGCACCGUUACUGCGCCUGAUGACUUGUAGUGAACGUGACAUUAUCGUAACCAUACAUUCCAAUGGUACCAUUGAAUGGCGAGCUUGCAAAAUAGUGGAGGAUGAAAAGAUCAAAACGAUACUGAGUUAUGAGUUGCUGUAUUCGGGUGAAACACAACGGCAAACACAACAUUGUCGAAUAUCCGCCGCAGCAUUAUGCCCUAUUACGCAAACUACUGUUGCUUUACUGUAUAAUUCAGGGAAUAUUUCUAUUUACCAGUUGAGUUUGGAAGAAGAUGAGAUGGUACUGCCUUAUCGAGCAUGCUAUAUUACAGAUAUAAUUAGUGUUGAUGAAGAUUUGUGCUGCUCAGUAAAUGGUCACUUGAAGAUGUCAAACAUAGCACAGAUGUUUUCACUGGGUCAAGGAAUAACGACAGUACGUAUGCAACCAGGACAUGCUGAUGAAAAUAGUAAAAUAAUACAAUUAACUGCUGUGGGAAAUAAUCAGGGAAUUGUACGUUUGGUUGACAUUUCAACAGGAAUAAUCUUCCGAGAGUUACAUAUCCAUACAUGUCCUAUUAAAUGCAUGGAUUGGUGUGGACCACAUAAACUUAUCUCGGCUGCAUAUGUUCAUUCUUUGAGCACUUCAUCACUAGUUAAAAAUGAUAUUUUUAUUACGGAUAUUCGAACAGGUGAAAGUAGGAGAUUGCGACCAGAAGUGGAGGAGACUGCUGUGGAAAUGUUGCGAGUAUCGUUUUACCAUUGCUACGUUGCAAUUGGUUUCCGUAAUGAACCGUUGGAGAUUUGGCAUCUGAAAUCGAUGCGUUUGUUAAGAAGAAUGUCUCGUUCAUGCCCUAUUAUUGUUGACAUGGCUUGGUCUGGAAAGCAUCAUGCGGCAAAACAGAUUUCACAUGGAGAUGAACCUGUCUUCCGAGAGAAUCUUGUCGUUUUAGAUGAGGAAUGCCAUCUAUACCAUGUAGUAGUGAAAGGUUUACAUGUGAGGGAUGGAAAAGAAGUGAAUUCACAGUGGAAAAGUGGCGCAGCAGUAAAAUGUUUGGUGUGGAAAGAUGAUUUAUUGGCAAUGGGUGAUGCUUGGGGACGUUUAGGUGUAUGGGAUCUAGGACGGCGGCAAUGUCAUCAAACACGUAGCACUACAAGAGGACCAAUUCUUAAACUUGUUUUCUCACGAAUUACAGGUGAUCAUACGCUUGCAGUACUACACCAGCAUACCGUUGUUCUGUGGGAUUCCGAACAGCUUGUCGUACUUCAGCAGUGCAAUAGUAUCGGUACUUCAGUUUCAUUCCUAGAUAUCGAUUUGUAUGGUGUAUGUCCGCUAGUAAUUUGUUCGGAUAAUUCGUUCCGUUGUUUAUCGAUCGUUCCUUCAGAAAUUCGACAUCAUUCAGAUCUUCCUCUAUUACUUGAGGUUGAUUCCUCGCAACUUUUAACAACAAUUUUGAACGAUGAUUCGAAAAUUAUGUUCUUGCACGGACUUUUAAGACGAAAUGAAAGGAUUCCAUUUGAUUCUGAUAGCCUUCAUCGGUAUCCUGCAGUACAUCGACUUUUCGGCGAACGAUGGUUGUAUGAUCUAUGGUCAGUGGUAAUAUCUACACUUCAUGGUACAACACUUCCAUCACGACUGCAAAUGUUUUGGAAUCCAUGCCAUUCAAAACGAAGAGUUGAGCAGCUCCUUGCAUGUCUGAUGAGCUUAUCCAAUUUAAAUUCUGUUCAAGUCGACACUUUAGUUCAUCUUGCAGUUGUCUUACAAAAGCGUGAUUGGGCGAUGCAAUUAUUACUUGGUUCACAUGAUGAAUAUCGUACUAGCGCCUUGCGCGCUUGCCUUCUUGCUUCAGAUGUUUCUUCGGAAGGAGCUCAAAGUAUCAUCAAACUUGUUGCAACUAAUCUUAUUGCAAAUGAGUGCAUGACAGAUGGUGUACAAAUGUUAUUUUUAAUUGGACAUGGUGAUGAUGCUUGUCGUUAUCUACAGGCUCAUGGCUUCUGGAGCAAAAGCUUUCAUUUUGCUAAACUUGGUUUUGAUGAUUGGAAAGAUGUUGGCAACAAAUGGGUGGAACAUUUAGCAACAUCAAAAUCGCAAAAGAAUUUGUGCUCAUUAUUAGCCGCAAGUAUUGGUGAUUGGAACCGAUUAUCGACACUCUUAACACAGAAUUCAAAGGUAGCAGUUGCACGGCAUUUGCUUAAAACAGUAGAGGCCCAAUCUAUUUUUGUUGCCUAUCAUCCACCCACAGAAUCAGCAAAUGAAAUUCGACAGGUUACAUCUCCAAUCUUCGAUCCGUAA
Messenger RNA from Brugia malayi, 3000 nucleotides. RefSeq lists its product as uncharacterized. The transcript has 20 exons. The coding region runs from base 1 to 3000 and encodes 999 amino acids. The record is from RefSeq and is a predicted model, not a curated record. Gene Ontology annotation, cellular component: cytoplasm. Gene Ontology annotation, molecular function: protein binding. NCBI's taxonomy places the organism in Eukaryota, Metazoa, Nematoda, Chromadorea, Rhabditida, Onchocercidae.